AUGUUCAAUCCCUCUGUCGCAGAAGGCGGUCCGGCCACCGCAACGAGAUCUCGUCGUCGCCAGCGACCCAAGAGCACUGAUAGUCUUGUUCAGCAACCAAAGGCCAAGCGCCAACGCCUGCCUCUCGCCGAACAAACCUUUACCAAUACGGAACCUGAGGCUCAGCCGGAAAUGGUUCAGGCUGAAAAGGCUGAAAAGGUCACCGUGGACUCGAAACAGGAGUCGCCCCCGGAGAAUCCCCACCGUACGCCUCGCAAAGACCUGAAUGUGCGAGCAAAGAAGUCUAAACACGGAGAUCGUGUCGCCAGCAAGGGCGACAGGAGUUUCGUCCUCAAUAGCACGAGCGCAUUCACUGUCUCCAAGCUGCCCGCCUUGCCUGAUCGAAUCCGCUCCGAUUGCUCAGGCAGCCAACAAGCCGACAUAUUUUCCAAUGCCGGAUACGCCUUGAGUCUGACAGCUACCCACGCCAUUGUUUGGGCUUACAACUCGACAUCACAGUCUCCCGAAACCUUCACAUUCACCUUGCCAUCCGCAUCGAAACCGAGCGAUCCCCUUCCAGUAGGAUGUCUUGUCUCGCCGUCUGCGUCUUCAACAGAGCCGGGCCUCGUCGUCGUCAUGUCUGGAAGUGGCAAGGUGGUCUUUUGGGAAUCGAUAUCGAGUGCCGCGACUUUUGCCUUCAUUAAGAAGGACCGAUCCGGAGUUGAACAUGUCAUCUCGGGCAUGUCCUCUGGCGAAAAGGUGGUCGCAAUAACCAACGCUGAAUCCGCCGGCUUCGUCCUCACCUUUAAUACCGGGAGAUUGGCGUACAUGAGUGUUCGAGACAGCCACGGGCGGCCCGCCAUCUCGGUGCAAUUCUUGCGAGCGAACCUCUCACCAACCUCGGGUGGUCUCUUUGGAAGCAUACGACAUGCUUUUUCACACCUAUCGCUCCGGGGCGACAUUGCUGCUGUCCGUGCCGACAGAUCUUCGCGCGUUGGGGAACGCAACAUUGUUGCACUGACAAGUAAAGGCAAAAUCCAAGCCUGGAAGAUUCACCGAGGAGGUCACAACGAACCAAUUGGAGAGGCAGACAUGCGAGAUGAGCUGGUCCACGCGCUUCAGCAAAAUGACCCCUUCAGCAAAGAUUACCCGGCCGACUCGUUUGAAGCCCUAGACUUUACCUACGUGCCCAAGGGACUUGAACCCAAAUAUCUGGAACUCAGCAGGCUGAGCGACGCAAUGGCAACCGACAAUCCAUUGGUACAACAUCUUUUGCUACUGGUCUGCCUCACCAAACGUAGUGUUUCGAGGUAUGUACUGGUGGAGGUCAUCAUGACUCCCAAGGAUUGCCAGAUCGGAAUGAUUCGCCCGAUUACUUCAUAUUCUACAGCUAUUACCGCUUCGGAUCCGUGUCAGACUGUGAGACCUCGUGUGUACCUGCCUCGACCUGCUCUGGUGGCAUUUGCGGUGUUCAGCGGUGCUGCCGUGAUUGCGUCUGUCGCUACUCCUCCCGAAUCUCCAGACUCGCAGUUGCAAUUGGACAAUCACAUCUUGACCCCUUCGUUUGAGGAUGUGGUUGACUUCCAAGUAGACAGUAUCCAUGAAAUUGUUGGGUCAGGGUUCGAAGAAGCAGCGCCAUCCUCUGGCUACGAGGAGAGCCGGUCUCUGCGGAACAACAAGAUCAAGAAUCCGGCUGUGGUGCUCAUGGUGCGCGGCGCUGGAGUUGUGCGCAUCGUCACGACAGAUGUGGAAAAGUUUGCCAGUGAACAGCCCCCGCAAGUGUCUGCCAAGAGCAAGAUAGAGCAGGCUGUCUUCUUCGGGUCGAAGAAAGACAGCCCUCUCAUCUUUGACAAGCGACCGGACGUCAAGUUCACCAACGAGCAGAUCAGCGAAGCCGCUCUUCAAGUCAGCCACGAAAUUCUCAGCUCUACGACCACGUACAUAACAACGCUUCCGGCUUCCAUGGAGGACAACCUUGUGGCACGGUCCAACGCUCUGCAAAGACUCAUGCAGUACCUCAACACCAUUGGCGCUGACCUCGCUCGCAAGACCCGAUGGAGCCUUCUCUAUAACGCGGAAAAGAUGCACGUAGCAGCCCUGCUUUGGAAGCGUCAUGAAGCCUUUACCGCCUCUAGAGCUGCCGAAGAUAAGAAGAGUAUUAUUGGGUUGAUUGUGGAAUUCAUUCAUCAAGAUCAAAAGAAUAAUCCCGUCGCCAGCAUUGGCGAGGUCGACCGCGUGCGCCAUUGGUUUGUCAACGACGUUUUUAGGCUGGAGAUUCUUGUCACCUUUGCAUACCAGGUGAUCAAGGUUCUCUACGCCGACAAGCUCCUGGAUGACAUCAAGGUGAACAUCCUCAUCAAUGAAGCUGUAGAGAUCAACGUCACAGCACAGGUCGGCGCACACGAAUUCCGCAAAAGUCAUCUCUCGCUUUACGGUUUGGGCAAGGAACGGCUACGCACGGGCAUCUUGCAGGAGGACUACAGGAACUUGCCAGAGCCUUGGACAGGAUGUACACCCCUGGCAAAUGGCAUUAAACGGCUCACUGAUUUAUGUGGUCAAUGGCUCAAGAAGCAUGAACACCUGCGAGACGGGCCAAGCGAGCCAAACAUGCCGGAUCCGGUCGUUGUGAGACGGAUUUUUGACGGACUGCCAGUCUUGACGGAUGCUAUGCUUACAUCUGUUCUAGAGUGCGCGAGAUGGGGGAUGGCCAAUUCGGCCGACAGAACCACCGCUGAAGACUUUGCCAAGGCUUACGACGCCUACCGAAAUGACAAGCCGAUUGCUCUCGCCCGAGCGGGUAAAUGGGAGCAAGCUGCUGCGAUUGCCGACAAGCACGGUUGCCUCAGUGCCCUGGCCGUGAUUCUGCUCGAGCACAUUGAGGUUCUGGAAACUAGUUUGGGAGACCCCUCACUAUCCGAUGCGGAGGUUCAGAGUCUGAAAAAUCUGAGACGAGCCAAAACAACAGAGCUUGAGGACAACUUCGCCAGAUGCGGAGAGCCCUUUGCCUUCCCCGUCUACGAGUACUUGCUCAGCAAACAUGGUGUUGAGUCCGUCUUGGAGUUCGACCUGGACACUCUUGGCUUCAAGACCAAAUUUCUCCGUAGCCGCCCAGAGCUUGCUCGGAUUUCCUGGAUCAACGACAUUCAACAAGAAAAGGACGUGUAUCAUGCUGCCAAUACCCUGCUUGAUCUGGCUCUCCGAAACGAAGACCAAGUGUGGAGGAAGAAAAUCGAACUCAGUCUGGGCAAACUCGCGCUGUUGGCCGAGCUCGAGGCUGAGUCUCGGGAACAAACCUCAUUCAAGGCUAAGUCCGACGAUGCGCGCCGCGAUGAACGUCUUCGUCAGGUGGACAAUGAGCUCAUUGUAGUCCGCAUCCAGGACCAACUUUACAACCAGAUUGCUCCGUGCACGCGUACUGCCGUGGACAGAGCUGCUGCCCUUGCAUUUGCCCUUGACGCGCACAGCACCAAUAUCCCUCGACGGCAAAGGGCCCUCCUUCAGCUGUUUUCUGAUGGGAUGCAGAAAUUGCUGGACCACCAGGCACUUGCACCCAUGUGUCUGAUUGACCUGCUGACCCUGGUGUCUUUGAAACCGGAGGCUAGGGAUGAGAUUGCUGAUCCUUUUUGGCUGGCUCUCAAGGUGGCUGACAACAGCUGCCGCCCUGGUGAAAUCAAACAGGCCAAGAGACUUAUUUGGAGAAGGCUGUUCAUCCGAGACGACUGGGCCAAAAUCAACGACACCCAACUGAAGGACGACCGUGAGGUUGUUGAGCGACUCGCAGAAACCGAGCUCUUUGCCAUGUUGACGGACUGCAUUCGAUACCAGGACCCUCGCGAUCCCUUCCAUCCCAUGCCUCCCCAGGAAGCUCUCGGCGUCUUCACAGAUCAACUGGACAGCCGCUUCCAGGGGUUUGCUGAGAGUGAGCAAUCCAAGCUCACUGAGGCAAUGAAAUGGGAGGACAAGCUUCUUGGCCAGUACAUCGAAAAGAACCGUCUGGUAGAGUGGCUCCGCGCAACAUUUGAAGCCGCGCAAAUCGAGGUAGAAAAUACCGUCGAUGAAGCCACACGAGCAGGAGCCUCCGCGGAUCCUUCAUCAUCUAUGCACGGCCACAACCGCAGCGACGACAACGUGAUGGACUCUACGCCCUCUUUGAUCAGCCAGUCUUAG
Messenger RNA from Metarhizium album ARSEF 1941, 4146 nucleotides. Its product is annotated as nuclear pore complex subunit Nup133. Gene Ontology annotation, molecular function: protein binding; structural constituent of nuclear pore. NCBI's taxonomy places the organism in Eukaryota, Fungi, Ascomycota, Sordariomycetes, Hypocreales, Clavicipitaceae. The transcript is spliced from 4 exons. The record is from RefSeq and is a predicted model, not a curated record. Bases 1 to 4146 code for a protein of 1381 amino acids. Gene Ontology annotation, biological process: protein import into nucleus; poly(A)+ mRNA export from nucleus; transcription-dependent tethering of RNA polymerase II gene DNA at nuclear periphery. Gene Ontology annotation, cellular component: nuclear pore outer ring.